AUGCAGCAGAGGGCGGGGAGCUGUUGGAGCCCAAGCACAGCUCAACCUGUCUACAUGCUUAUUGUGUAAAUCUUUAAAAAGCAAUUAGCCGCAGCAGCAUCCAAACCUUCCCCACUGGCCGCAGGAGAGACACAGUUUUGGAAACAAGUGCUCCAGAUUAGCAGGCAUCAUCAUCCUCAUCCUCAGCCAUGACUGACAGGAAAGCUGUGAUCAAGAACGCGGACAUGUCCGAGGACAUGCAGCAGGACGCCGUGGACUGUGCCACGCAGGCCAUGGAGAAGUACAACAUAGAGAAGGACAUUGCAGCCUACAUCAAGAAGGAGUUUGACAAGAAGUACAACCCCACCUGGCACUGCAUCGUCGGGAGGAACUUCGGCAGCUACGUCACCCACGAGACGAAGCAUUUCAUUUACUUUUAUUUGGGCCAAGUGGCCAUCUUGCUCUUCAAGUCUGGCUGAGAAGUUUCUGAUGGGUGUUGAGUUUUAUUCUCCCCUGAACCUAAAUCGGAAAUGCACUGGUGGCUGAUGUCUCCCAUACACUAAUAAUGACAUACCAUAACAAUGCAAAACCGGCCGUGCGCAAUUGCAUGGACUAUACACUAUUUAAUAUGUAUGUUACAGUAAGUUUACUUUUCGAUAGUUGCCAUUUGAAUGCAACUGAAGUAGUUUUUGUUGAUGCUGUUAACUUCUAGGUUGUAAAACAUUUCAAUGUGGCCCUUGAUUGUAUAAAUAAAGAGGAAAGCUGUCGAAUGUAGUGGUGCAUCUGCUUUCCUUCACGAAUGGCAUUUGAAGACCCUGUUAUGAGACUCUGUUGGUUUAGAUGGUAACAUCAUACUGUGUGCACCAGUUUAACAAUCCAUCAUCGAGAUUUUAACGUGUGGUCAUGAAAAGAAGAUGAAUAAUGGGGCAAAUAUUUUCUGAGUUUAGUUUAUUAAUGCUGUCUUAUGGAUUUAAAGGAUUUAUGUUGUGCUGGAGAUGCACGUGGUUCAAAACUUAUUUUUUCAAUUUAAUGCAAAUCCCCAACUGAAGUGAAAUUUUAGCAGCUGUGAUUGGAAAAGAUGUCACAACAUCCAACACACUUGACAUUUCAGAACCAACACGAGCCAGUGCAGACGUUUCCGGGGAUUUUUAGUUUGUCAGCACUUAGAUUUUCACUGUGAAGGACCAUAGAGCGACCUGAGCCUGUAAUGUUCGAGCUAUAACGCUACAGACCGGUUUCCACCAUCUCCCAACUCACCUACCCAGAUUUCCGUCUUAUUAUCCUGUGUUCCUGCAUGUUUGGAGGAUAAUGACCACAAUUUAUUUAACUGGAGCCAAAUUAUUUGCUUUAUUUCACUUUUACUUUUGAGUAUUUAGAUAUUGGACUGAGUCGAAGUGUGUCUUGUCCCAGUUAUUGCUGUGAAGCAGCGUUAGAACGUGUUUUAGCUGAAACAUCUGCAGUAAACUCUACCGAGGCUACAAAUCUCCCCCUUUGUGUUUCAGAUGAUUGUGUUGUCUCACGUGGCUUGUGAUAUUUUCAAGUUGCCCCCCUACCUUUAGUUUUGCAUUGCCAGUGUACUGCCAGACAUGCAGGAAAAGAAGAAGUAUUUGGAGUUUGGACUUCUUAAAGCAACAGAAAGAUGGUUUAUCUCUUCAUCUAUCACAGAUUUUUCAUUUUGCAACUUCAGUAUAGUUGGUUUGAAAUGGCAAUGCACGAUGUUUGGAUCCUGAUUUAAUGUGUUGUUUGGGAGGACAGAUUGUGGAGGAUUUUAGUCCGUGGAGCUGGAUAACACCACACAUUUCUAAAGACUGAAUGUUUACUCAGUUGUUCACUCCCAUAUGUCAGCUAUGGGCGAAAUGUGUAUCUCUCAAAGUGUUAGCUUGGAUUGACUUUUUUUUUCAAGGGAUGUCUUCCUAAUUAUUGUUGAUGUAAACUGAUUUAGUAUUGUUUUUCCUCUGGCAUGUAUUUUUGCUGUGUAUAUGUAGGAGCCGUUCCGAUGCUGUUAAAUUUGCACAAAACGUGUGCCUGUCAUUGCUCUCAACUGUAACUGGCUUGAGUACAAUUGCACUUCAUUAGAAAUAUCCAGUAGGUUGCUACAGAACCAAAAUCGUAUAAACUCAAAUAAAAAUUAAUUGUUGACUUAUUA
Amphiprion ocellaris (clown anemonefish) is the source of this 2125-nucleotide messenger RNA. RefSeq names its product dynein, light chain, LC8-type 2a (gene dynll2a). The record is from RefSeq and is a predicted model, not a curated record. The coding region runs from base 189 to 458 and encodes 89 amino acids. Lineage: Eukaryota; Metazoa; Chordata; Actinopteri; Pomacentridae. Gene Ontology annotation, biological process: microtubule-based process; cilium assembly. The transcript is spliced from 3 exons. Gene Ontology annotation, molecular function: dynein intermediate chain binding; dynein light intermediate chain binding. Gene Ontology annotation, cellular component: cytoplasmic dynein complex.